GACUAAAUCUGACUCAUUCCUCCAGCUCCACCUCAUGCUCAGUUAGGUUAGCUAGUUAACGUGAGCUUCUUUUAGCAGCUAAGGUAGUUAGCGUAGGUUAGUUUACACUAGUUAGCUACAGUGUGUGUGGUCUUUAGCUGUAACAGUUAGACCAAAAUUACCAAACAAGCUGUUAUUUAAUUUUACUUUUGUGUGACACUGCUCUUAAUUUUUUUCUGGUGGAAAGAUGGCAUAUGUUCCUGCGCAGAACUGUGUUCCAAUAUCAGAUUUAAGCCCCAAUACCACACACCCGAAUGUGGUUGGAAUUAUCAUUGCAAAGACUGACACCAGAGGAUUUCCUGACAGAAGAAAUGUUGGAUCUGAACGAUUCACUUUCAGCUUUACUAUUAAAGACUCCCUAGACCAUUGCAUUAAUGUGUCUUCAUGGGGCAAAGAGGAUUAUGUUCAAGGACUUUGCAGCCGGAUCAGAAUUGGAGAUUGUGUUGUCAUUGAGAAUCCACUUGUUGUUAACAAAGAUCCUGAGAGAGAAGACCGAUUCUGUCCUUCAACCUCAAGUUUUUACAGAUUGCUGGUGACAGAAACUCAUUCAGCCAUAAGGAUGUGUUCAGAUUUAGAAACAGAGACCAGGCUCCUGUCUCUUUUCCACAUACCAAUAAAGGAUUCAAGAGACUUCUAUUCACUGGGAGACAUUACUGCAAAUGGGCAAAGCCUCAAUGGAAGUUUCAUUAACAUUCUUGCUGCUGUGCGAUCGGUCGGAGAGCAGAAGUUCUUUACUACUUCAGCAGGAAGAAAUGGUCAGAGGCUAGAGAUAAAGCUGUUUGAUGAAACUUUGGCUUCCUUCCCUCUUGUAUGCUGGGAUCGAGAGACAAUUCAGCUUCUACAGGCACUAACACCACGAGAGACAGUGCUGUUCAUCGCGGAUGCUCGCACCAGCUUUGAUGGAUUUCGUAACAGCAUGUUGGCAACAGCCACCUCAAAAACAAUCAUUACCAUUAAUCCUGAUACAACUGAAGCCAACCAGCUGUUUAAUUACGCAAGGGAAAUAUCUGACAGUGGACGACUAGAUGAGCAAGAGAGUGAUAAUGUCCCUUUGGAAUCCAUUAAUGAGGUGAUGACAGUGAAACAAAUCAAAGCCAAAAUCCAAGACAGCUCAGAUGUCUUCCAUGGUGUGAUCUAUGCAUUCUUUACAACUCUAGGAUUAGAUUCCUCCAUGUCCAAACUUAUUUGCAGCAGGUGCACCAAAUGCAGGUUCCAAGUCAGUGAGGAAAUUGGGGCCUGCAGUAACAUGGCAUGUCCUAGUCAAGGACAACCACUGGAAGCCUCUCUAGACUUCAGCCUGCUGGUUAAUAUCAGUGAUCACACUGGAACACUGAAGGGCUGUUCUCUGACAGGCACAGCUGCUGAGAAAACACUGGGUUGCACAUCGGAGGAGUUUAUGUGCUUCCCAGAGCCUCAUCGAAUGACCAUGAAGUGGAGAUUUCUGCUGGAGAGAUGCAAAAUUUAUCUGAAGGUUUUAUCGAAGAAAACUGGCACAAGGGCACAUAUCCUUUCUUGUACACUUGCUGAUCCAGUGGAAGUAAAGCAAAGCAUGUCAGCCCUGACCAUCUGAGUGUGUAACCUGACUGAUGGGGAGCAAGGAAAAUUAAAACAACAGUUGCAAUGUUUUGAGUGAGGGUUCAGAUUAAAUGCAUAUUUUGCGUGAAAUGAGGAAAGUGUUCAACAAGUGGUGAAAUAUUUAUCAUAAUUUAGAUAAUUUAUGGAUAUAGUUUGUGUUAUAUAUUUGUGUAUUUAUGAAAUGUGUUUAUUUCACAGUUAUACAUUUAUAUAUAAUUUUACAUAUUUUCACAGUUAUUACAUUAAUUACAUAAUUUCACAGUUAUUACAUUUAUAUGGAUUAAUGUAAUAUUUAGUGUGUAAGUAAAAGGGAGGGAUAUUUCUCGUAUUUAAUUUGCUUUUUUGUAAAAAAAAAAUACUGUUUUAUAUUUGUGUUCUCUGUAGAAAAAAAAAAAUCACAAUGUUAUGUUAUUAUUGUUGGGUUUAAUGCUAAUAAAUAUCACAUGCUCAUG
Astyanax mexicanus (Mexican tetra) is the source of this 2066-nucleotide messenger RNA. RefSeq names its product meiosis specific with OB-fold (gene meiob). Gene Ontology annotation, molecular function: single-stranded DNA binding; single-stranded DNA 3'-5' DNA exonuclease activity. The coding region runs from base 227 to 1609 and encodes 460 amino acids. Gene Ontology annotation, biological process: resolution of meiotic recombination intermediates. Lineage: Eukaryota; Metazoa; Chordata; Actinopteri; Characiformes; Acestrorhamphidae. The transcript is spliced from 14 exons. The record is from RefSeq and is a predicted model, not a curated record.